Messenger RNA from Cylicocyclus nassatus, 1179 nucleotides. The record is from the annotation of a GenBank genome assembly. NCBI's taxonomy places the organism in Eukaryota, Metazoa, Nematoda, Chromadorea, Rhabditida, Strongylidae.
ACUACUAACUGCAGGCGGUCGGUUAUUUUAAUUGUGAAGCCACUGGUAGAUAAAUUGCUUCCGUGCAGGACUUUCGCUGGCUUUUUAACUGAGUAGACCGCCGUAUAUGGGAAAAGUAAAACUAGUUGUAGAUACUGAUGGCGUUGCUGAUGAUGUACGAGCAAUUACGAUUGCUGUGAACCAUCCUGAUGUAGAGGUGCUCGCCAUCACCACUGUUCACGGCUGUGUCUCAGUGGAACAAGCGACAGCAAAUGUUGCUAGAUGUCUCCGUGCAAGUGGAGUUUCUAAGCCAAUUUACAAAGGAGCUAUGGAGCCGAUAGUUGGUCGAAAAAGUAAUAUCCUGAGUGAAAAUGUUUUGUUUGGCAAAGACGGACUUGGUGAUCGACCGAAGGAGUUCCCGGAGGUUCUUAAAAGCGACUUUGUACCGACUUCGGACGAGAUUGCAGCAACUGCUUUGAUUCGCAUUUCACGAGAGCAUCCCGACGCAACACUGGUCUGCCUUGGACCACUCACUAAUGUCGCACUGGCUCUUAAACUUGAUCCAAAUUUCAAAUUUGCCAAAGUGUUCGUCAUGGGAGGAAACUACUACGGAAUUGGCAACGUAGUGGAUAUGCCGACUGUUGAGUUCAACUUUCACGGCGAUCCUGAUGCGGCAUCUGUAGUCUUGAGAAAACUAGCUGAUAGACUUACAAUCAUUCCAUGGGAUCUAAUUUUCCUUGAAGGAUCUGAACAUGAGAAACAAGUCGACAUGGAUGCACACUUGAAACAUGAUACAAAAGUGGCGUCUUUUGUAAAAACGGCGACAAGAGCUCCUCGAGAAGCUCUGGGAAAGGUUGGACGUAAAUACACAUACUGCGACGAAAUCGCUAUGUGUUCAGCAAUAGAUCUGAAACGAGUAGCACGCAAAAUCAACUAUUUCAGAGUAGACGUAGAACUUACAGGAUCUUAUACUAGAGGGCAAGUGGUCGUGGAUUGGUUGGAUGUACUGUGGACAAAAGAUGAGGCCGGUUUCGUUGCUGCGCAAGGAAAAGAUCAAGUCGGAAAACUACCCUUCGUCAAAUUUGUGGCAUCAUGCAAUGCAACUGUGGUAGAUACAUGGAUGAAUAACGCUGUGUUGCAGAAGCCGGGUCCAUGGUGAUACCUAGUCUUUUGAUAAUAGCAAUAAAUUUUGUAAUCUCA